GGGUGAGUCCUUCCAGCCCCUUCCACCACCAAAAUCCCUUUAGUGGAACUGACAGAAGACUGCAGAGCGCUGGGUUUAUGUGAUGGGUUGGGAUCGUGGGAUCCUUGGGGCCUUGGGAUGUGUUGUGGCCUUGGCAUGUGCUGGGUUCAUGGGAUGCAGUUGGGUUGUGGGAUGUGUCAAUCCUGACUGCUCCAAUUGCAAAACUCUUGCCCAAUCACUUUCUUUCUAUUAGUUUAAUUCCUUCUUGGGACCAAAGUGGUCAUUGAUCACUUCCCAGAACAAAAAGAUUUCGGGGCUGGGUUAUGGGUGUAGCCAUGGGAUGAGAUGGUCUUCCCUCUGAUCAUGCCUUUCCUUUCCUUCUAUUUUGCAGAGGCAAAAGAUGCAGUGUUGGAUGAAGUACCUGCAAUAUUGGGUUUAAAUGCAGCAAAUCUGAAGAUUCUAGCUUCAAAACUGAUGAAACAAAUGGAAAAAUUGGACAUAAGGAAUUCACUGCUGAAAAAACAGUAUGAGAAGACGGAGAUACUAGCUGAAGAAGUGGAGAAACACUGUGAUGAGAUGGAUUUACGUGGUGCAGAUCUGAAGAACCACAUUGAAGAACUGGUGGAACAAAGAGAAUCAGUGGAGGAAUGGAACUCCCUGCUGAAGAAACAGUAUGAGAAGUUGGGUUUACGUGCUACAAAUCUGAGGAAACAAGUUGAAAAGCUGGAGAACAAAAUUGAAGUAGUGGAGAAACACUUCAAAAAGAUUGGUAUAAGCAUUCCUAAUCUGAAGCUACACAUGGCAGAGCUGGAGGAGCAAGCUGAAGCUGUGGAGAACCGGAAAUCAGAGCUGAAGAGACAUUUAACAAAUAUGGGUUUACGUGCUGCAGAGCUGAAGAAAUACGUUGAAGAACUUGUGACAAGAGGUGAAGCACUGGUGAAAAUAAGUGAAGUAGUGGUGAAAAGAAGUGAAGCAGUGGUGGUAGAAAUUGAAGACUCGGGUGAGUCUUCCCCAAAUCAAAGGAAUUGGGGGUUUCCCAUGGGAUCACAAGCUGUCCCACCUCAGCAUCCGUUGCCUCUUCUUUCUCUUCCAGGACAAACCGCCUGAAGAAUCAGACUGAGAGAUGAACUGCGCCUCACUGUAACCACGGGAGUUAAGCUUCACAGACCGCUGAUUGCACAGGAUACCAAAAGCACAAUAACUCACAGCGAGCAAGGAAACCCACAGCAGGAACAAGAGGAGCCAGUGUUUGUACUGAGGGAGAACACUGCAGUUCUGUGAGCCAGAGCUGCACGGGGUGCCACUGAACUGAGGGUGUGUGACCCCCAGCUGAAAUUGAAUUGGAAGAAAGAAACCAUACAAAGGAAGAAAAAGGGAGGAGACAGAGAUCCUGGAAAAGGGACAGACAGUUUGGGAAAUAAUGUGAUCUGGCACCUGGCUUUGUGGGCAUCUAAUGAAUAUGUAACGCUUGGGAAAUAGAAGCGUGCACGUGGAAGCAAAGGUAGAAAAUGCUUUGGGUGUUAGCUCUGUUCUUCGCUGUCACAAUGGAAUAAAGCUUACCUGCUGAUGGCAAUGGA
This is a messenger RNA of Meleagris gallopavo (turkey), 1556 nucleotides long. The record is from RefSeq and is a predicted model, not a curated record. NCBI's taxonomy places the organism in Eukaryota, Metazoa, Chordata, Aves, Galliformes, Phasianidae.